CAGCACUAAUCUGUUGUCUAUGGUCCAACGUUGACUGACGUCUAGGUGGACGUAUCCGGCCCACGAAAGGGCCUUUUUCAAGCGUACGCCAUUGUUGGCGUAUGGUAGUUUAUUUUAUUGAAAGUAAAAUCUAAAACCAUCCAAAAUGGUGAAUUUCACCGUAGACGAGAUCCGCGCUAUGAUGGACAAGAAGCGGAACAUCCGCAACAUGUCCGUCAUCGCUCACGUCGACCACGGCAAGUCGACGCUGACGGACUCGCUGGUCUCAAAGGCCGGUAUUAUCGCCGGAGCCCGCGCCGGCGAGACUCGUUUCACCGACACCCGCAAGGAUGAACAAGACAGAUGCAUCACCAUCAAGUCUACCGCGAUAUCCAUGUUCUUCGAGCUCGAAGAGAAAGACAUGGUUUUCAUCACGAACCCCGACCAGCGCGAGAAGGGCGAGAAGGGAUUCUUGAUUAACUUGAUUGACUCGCCCGGGCACGUUGACUUCUCUUCUGAAGUGACUGCCGCGCUCCGUGUCACCGAUGGUGCUUUGGUCGUAGUCGACUGUGUAUCUGGUGUGUGUGUACAAACCGAGACUGUGCUCCGCCAAGCCAUCGCGGAGCGCAUCAAGCCCAUCCUGUUCAUGAACAAGAUGGACCGUGCGCUACUGGAAUUGCAACUGGAGUCUGAGGAGCUGUACCAGACCUUCCAGCGUAUUGUGGAGAACGUAAACGUCAUCAUCGCCACCUACAAUGACGACGGUGGUCCCAUGGGUGAGGUCCGCGUGGACCCCAGCAAGGGCUCCGUCGGUUUCGGCUCCGGUCUCCACGGCUGGGCCUUCACGCUCAAGCAGUUCGCCGAGAUGUACGCCGACAAGUUCAAGAUCGACCUUGUCAAGCUCAUGAACAGACUGUGGGGUGAGAACUUCUUCAACGCCAAGACCAAGAAGUGGGCCAAGCAGAAGGACGCGGACAACAAGCGCUCCUUCUGCAUGUACGUGCUGGACCCCAUCUACAAGGUGUUCGACGCCAUCAUGAACUUCAAGAAGGAGGAGAUUGACUCGCUACUCAAGAAGAUCGGAGUCACCAUCAAGCAUGAGGACGCCGACAAGGACGGCAAGGCCCUCCUCAAGGUUGUGAUGAGGUCGUGGCUGCCGGCCGGAGAGGCGCUGCUUCAGAUGAUCGCCAUCCAUCUGCCGUCGCCCGUCGUGGCCCAGAAGUACCGUAUGGAGAUGUUGUACGAGGGACCCCAUGACGAUGAGGCCGCCAUCGGUAUCAAGAUGUGCGACCCUGAGGCUCCCCUCAUGAUGUACGUGUCCAAGAUGGUGCCGACUUCGGACAAGGGCCGUUUCUACGCCUUCGGCCGCGUGUUCUCCGGCAAGGUCGUCACCGGACAGAAGGCCCGCAUCAUGGGCCCCAACUUCCAGCCCGGCAAGAAAGAGGAUCUGUAUGAGAAGACCAUCCAGCGUACCAUCCUCAUGAUGGGUCGCUACGUGGAGGCCAUCGAGGAUGUGCCCUCCGGUAACAUCUGCGGUCUGGUUGGAGUCGACCAGUUCUUGGUCAAGACCGGUACCAUCACCACCUUCAAGAACGCUCACAACAUGAAGGUCAUGAAAUUCAGCGUAUCGCCCGUGGUGCGCGUGGCCGUGGAGCCCAAGAACCCGGCCGACCUGCCCAAGCUGGUGGAGGGGCUCAAGCGCCUCGCCAAGUCCGACCCCAUGGUGCAGUGCAUCAACGAGGAGUCCGGCGAGCACAUCGUCGCCGGCGCCGGCGAGCUGCAUCUUGAGAUCUGUCUUAAGGAUCUGGAGGAGGACCACGCCUGCAUCCCCAUCAAGAAGUCCGACCCCGUCGUGUCGUACCGCGAGACCGUGGCCGAGGAGUCGGACCAGAUGUGCCUCUCCAAGUCGCCCAACAAGCACAACCGGCUCUUCAUGAAGGCGCAGCCCAUGCCCGACGGUCUGGCUGAGGAUAUCGAUGAUGGCAAAGUGAACCCGCGCGACGACUUCAAGACGCGCGCGCGCUACCUGUCGGACAAGUACGAGUACGACGUGACGGAGGCGCGCAAGAUCUGGUGCUUCGGGCCCGAGGGCACGGGGCCCAACCUCAUGGUGGACUGCUCCAAGGGCGUGCAGUACCUCAACGAGAUCAAGGACUCCGUCGUGGCCGGCUUCCAGUGGGCCGCCAAGGAGGGCGUCAUGGCCGAGGAGAACCUGCGCGGCGUGCGCUUCAACAUCUACGACGUCACGCUGCACACGGACGCCAUCCACAGAGGUGGCGGUCAGAUCAUUCCAACGACGAGAAGAUGCCUGUACGCGUGCCUGCUCACCGCGCAGCCGCGCCUCAUGGAGCCCGUGUACCUGUGCGAGAUCCAGUGCCCCGAAGUGGCCGUGGGCGGUAUCUACGGCGUGCUGAACCGUCGGCGCGGACACGUGUUCGAGGAGUCGCAGGUGGCGGGCACGCCCAUGUUCGUGGUGAAGGCCUACCUGCCCGUCAACGAGUCGUUCGGCUUCACGGCCGACCUGCGCUCCAACACGGGCGGCCAGGCCUUCCCGCAGUGCGUGUUCGACCACUGGCAGGUGCUGCCCGGCGACCCCUGCGAGCCCGGCAGCAAGCCCUACGUCGUCGUCCAGGACACGAGGAAACGAAAGGGGCUGAAGGAAGGUCUCCCAGAUCUAAAUCAAUACUUGGACAAACUGUAAACGUCGUAGCUAAAUACAAUGUACUGUAAUAUAUGUAACGAAACCAGCGCACGUACAUACACCACAUUAUACUAUACUGUUUUAUUACGUUUACAAUUUUUAUUCGCCCCGGUUCUUACUUGUUUGCGCCUGAUAAGUUUGUAAGUGUACGUUCAAUAAAAUAUUGCUGGUCGAUAUACGCAUUGUUAAUAUUCCGAUAUGAAGGGUGAUACUAGAUUAAUGUUGUAGUAUCACACAUGAUAGAUGGGAACCUGAAUUUUUCCUUUAUUAUACUGUAAUGUAAUUAAUUUUUAAAUUAUAAUUUUUCUAUUGUAA
Molecule: messenger RNA, 2995 nt
Organism: Cydia pomonella (codling moth)
Lineage: Eukaryota; Metazoa; Arthropoda; Insecta; Lepidoptera; Tortricidae
Gene: eEF2
Product: translation elongation factor 2
Exons: 15
Coding region: 146-2680 (844 amino acids)
Biological process (GO): translational elongation
Cellular component (GO): ribonucleoprotein complex; cytosol
Molecular function (GO): GTPase activity; translation elongation factor activity; ribosome binding
Source: RefSeq, a predicted model, not a curated record